GCCACAAAAGUUGCUUGAAGGAAACCUUUGAUUUCUAGACAAUCUGGUCUUCCAAACGACCCAGACAUCGGCCAGCAAUGCUUAGAACACUAUUUCUAGAUUUGAUUAUGUUUAUAAUGGUUGCUUACUUUCAGAACAUUCCCGUUAGCGGAUCUGCCGCUGUCGCGCCACCAGAAUUCCUUACAAUAGGUGCUGUGUUUUCCGAUAGCCCUCGAGUCGACUAUGAGGACGCCUUUAGACUCGCUAUCGACACAAUAAACAGUAACAACUCAAUAUUACCAAGUACGAAGCUCAGAGUAAUUGUCAACAAGACAGCAACACUGAAUGCUUUCAAAAACAUCGAGAUGGUGCAAUAUCUCAUCAAGAAAGGAGUGGUUGCCAUAGUUGGACCAAUGACGUCUACUGGGGUAAAAUUUACACAGCCUUACUGCGCUGGUUUUCACAUUCCACAGCUUGCACCAGUGGCGACUGACCCAACAUUUUCAUUUACAUCAGCAAACUUUCCAUUCCUUGUUCGCCUCAGUCCGAGCGAUACGAUUCAGUGCCAGGCCUUGGCAGGCCUAAUUUCAUAUUAUAACUGGUCUCAAAUAUCUCUGUUGACAUCAAAGGAUGAUUACGGUAUUAAUGGUCUCUUAGCCCUAAAGGAUAUCGCAAAUCAAAAAGGUUGGAAAAUCUCUGCAAACGAACAUUUUGAUCCUAUCAGUGACUAUGCUUCCCUGGAUGUGAGUCCACAGCUCGAGGCGAUAAGAAAAACGCACACCCGGAUUGUUGUCUUGAAUACAAUGGCACGUUACACAGUUGUUGUACUUACACAAGCUUUUAAUAUCGGAAUGCUCAAAGAUUGGGUAUGGAUCGUUACUGAUGGCUCAACUAAUACAGACUGGAGCUUAAUCCCUGGCGACUAUCCACUCCAUGAAUUUUAUGGUGUUAUAGGAACCAGGCCCUCAUCUGGUUCUGGUAAAUUGUACACAGAGUUUUCUCGCGUGUGGAAAUCGGAACGCCGCAGUGGAGUCAGUAUACCAGGAGGAAAGAGCUACGACUCAGCACUUGUGAUAGGGGCGGCUUUGAAUAAAAUGAUCAAAGACGGAUUUGAAGUGAAAGAGGUCUCGCUUGAAUUCGAUUUCGAAGGAGAAGUCUCAACCCGGCCAUGGCCCCCAGGUCAAAGACUAAUGGACUAUAUUAAAAAUGUUUCCACUGAUGGUUUAAUGACAUCCUUGGCAUUUGAAGAGAACGGCUCACCCGCGUAUGCAGAAUAUGAUAUCGUCAACCUAGGAAGGACUGGUUUUAUUCAGGUUGGUCACUGGAAUUCAAGAAAUGGAAUCGUAAUGGAUCCUCGACAGCCCGUGAUCUGGCUUUCUGGUUCUAUUAAUGUCCCCACGGACACUUCAACUGUAGUAGAGAACACAACCAUUAGGGUUGUUACCGUCAUCGAGAAGCCAUUUGUAUUGGUAAAGAAAUCCAGCACUGGAGAAAAAACGUAUACGGGUUUGUGCAUCGACUUACUAGAUAAACUAAAGGAAAAGAUGAAGUUCAGAUAUACAAUAGAAGAAUCACCUAAUAAUGUAUACGGUGCACCCGAUAUAUUUACUGGGGAGUGGAGUGGAAUGGUUCGGCAGCUCAUUGACAACAAAGCUGAUCUCGCCAUAGGUCCGUUCACGAUAAGCUCGAGCAGACAGACAGUAAUAGAUUUUACUCAGCCCUUUAUGGACGUCGGCCUAUCGAUCAUUAUGAGGAAAGAGGAGGAUAGUGAAUAUAAAGUGUUUUCUUUCCUCCGCCCGUUUGAUUUUAAUCUGUGGUUGGCUAUAGUUUCAACCACCUUAGGAGUUGGUGUAUUUCUGUGGGUCCAUAGCACAUUUAGUCCAUAUGGGUAUCACGGGCGAGUAGCACAGGCCAAAAGUACAAGGUCUAUUUCUAAAGAUGACAUCAAAGCCAAAGACAACUUACGGUUUUUCAACGCGAUUUGGUCUUCGUUCGCUUAUUACGUCAGUCAAGGCCCAGAUGUCUUACAUCCCGUGUCACUUUCUGGAAGAAUGGCAGUGGGAGUCUGGUGGUUUGCAGUCCUCAUAAUUGGGGCUACAUACACGGCGAAUCUUGCAUCUUUCUUAAUCGUUCAACGGUUUCAAACUCCAAUACAAUCAGUGGAGGACUUAGCUCGCCAAACAAAGAUCGAGUACGGAAUUCCCGGAAAUGGUCAGACCCAAACGUACUUCCAGACAUCGAGCAUUCCUACCUACGUCACAAUGUGGGAAUUCAUGAAGUCCAGUGGAACUAUUCUUAGAAAUUCCUCUGAAGGAAUCAAAAGAGUUCGCGGAGGGAACUUUGCAUUCAUCUUUGAUUCUGCAGUGCUUGAAUAUCACGUCCAUCAGCCACCGUGCAACACACUUUAUAUGGUGGGAAGGGUAUUUGGAAAGUUUGGUUAUGGCUUUGGCCUGGCGAAAAACUCCCCUUUCACACAUCAAUUUAGCAUCAAUGUGUUGGAACUCAGACAGAAGGGAUACAUGGAAACGAUGAAAAGCAAAUGGCUUGUUGGGACAUGUCAAAAUGACGAAUCAAACGCAGAUACCUCCUCCUCGAUAAAUACAUCAGGGGAUGUAUUGACGUUCACAGAUCUAUCAGGCGUAUUCUAUUGUGUGUUGUUUGGCAUGGCCUGCAGUCUUCUCGUCUUACUGGUGGAACUCUUUGUUGAAGCACAUAAGGAUACUAAGCAAAAUCAAAAGGAGGCCCGAGUUGAGGCACUAAAAAGACGCGUAUGGGCUUCCUGGCGAGCAUAUCAAGGACCAGGUCGCACCAUUACUUCCUCUGUUGACCCGGAAGAUGCCUCACGUUGUUUUCAGACAAGAGAUUGUUCCAACUCAGCUCCAAGAAUGGAUUCUACAAAUGAACUUGUUAUUGACGACAUUACAAAGAAGAAAAAUGGUGAACUCAAUGGCUUCAAAGGAAAAGAAAUAAAACCCCGCGCCUCGCCAUGCCAUAGGAGAAGUUCUUUAGUUUAGCUUGUAAAAAGAGAGUACUUUCCUUGUUGGGCGAUAUUCUGAUAUGCUUAUUUUCAAUCGAGGGCGCAGACAGAUUAAACCCUGGUUCACUAUAGUUUGCAGCGUACCAGAUCAUGUUCUGUACUUACUUAGAAUCCUUUAUCUCAUACAAAAAGAGAUAAUUCGAAGGUCAUCACCAUUGACUGGGCAAUAAUAACGCUAUAAAAGUAAGCGCAAAAUAAUAAACAAACGAAGAAACAAACAUUCGAACAUUCGAAAGCAUGCAAAAAAUAUCACAGGAACAUCAUAGAAUAUAAUUGGCUGGACAUUGUUCAAUGCUUAAUUUCUCCUAGCAUAAUAUCGUGCAAAGUUGGUGUGCGCUAAUCGAACUUCUAUUUCAAAGAAUAUUAUCAUAA
Molecule: messenger RNA, 3388 nt
Organism: Pocillopora verrucosa
Lineage: Eukaryota; Metazoa; Cnidaria; Anthozoa; Scleractinia; Pocilloporidae
Product: glutamate receptor ionotropic, kainate 2
Biological process (GO): G protein-coupled receptor signaling pathway; synaptic transmission, glutamatergic; modulation of chemical synaptic transmission
Cellular component (GO): postsynaptic density membrane; plasma membrane
Molecular function (GO): transmitter-gated monoatomic ion channel activity involved in regulation of postsynaptic membrane potential; G protein-coupled receptor activity; glutamate receptor activity
Source: RefSeq, a predicted model, not a curated record